Spirometra erinaceieuropaei is the source of this 626-nucleotide messenger RNA. The record is from the annotation of a GenBank genome assembly. NCBI's taxonomy places the organism in Eukaryota, Metazoa, Platyhelminthes, Cestoda, Diphyllobothriidea, Diphyllobothriidae.
AUGAUCGCUCUUCUCCUCAUCGCCUGUCUUCUCUCCGUGCUAACAGUCGAGGGUGAGUUGCAUACGUAAUUUUGUGGACGAUUCUGUAAUUUCACAUCGUUUAGCCUAAAAUCCACAGACUCAGUCGCUUAUUUAGUAGUACAUAGACUCCUAUGAGCUCUACAUGACGUCAUGUCCAACACCUGCAUGCGUAUAUGAGCGAAGAGACUAGUACCAGGAAGCGGUCGUGAAGAAGGAGACAGCGGUCGUGUCUCCUUCUUCAUACCUGUAUGCGUCUCCAUUCGAAACGCCCUCAUCUACCUCACAUGACUUGUCCUCUCCAACUUCCACUUACAAAUUAGCAAAUUCUAAGCUGCAUGAAGAGACGACUUUGAUCCUUAUCUGACUCUCAUAUCCCCUCUUCCUUCUGAUUUUUAGGCCGACUGGACCCCUGCCUCAUGCCGGUCAGGACUGGCAUGUGCAGAGCCAGGAUUCCAAUGUUUGCCUACAAUUACAGGUUGGGUGCCUGUGAGGAAUUCGUGUAUGGCGGUUGCGGUGGCAAUCCGAAUCGCUUCGAGACCAUGGAGGACUGUAUGGCGGCGUGUGGCGGCAGACGCCGUCCUCGAGUGUGGGAUCUGCCUGAAUGA